Messenger RNA from Harpia harpyja (harpy eagle), 1264 nucleotides. Its product is annotated as thyroid hormone receptor alpha-like. Gene Ontology annotation, molecular function: zinc ion binding; RNA polymerase II cis-regulatory region sequence-specific DNA binding; nuclear receptor activity. NCBI's taxonomy places the organism in Eukaryota, Metazoa, Chordata, Aves, Accipitriformes, Accipitridae. The record is from RefSeq and is a predicted model, not a curated record. Gene Ontology annotation, biological process: cell differentiation; positive regulation of transcription by RNA polymerase II; thyroid hormone receptor signaling pathway.
GCUGCGGGCGGGGGACUGGGGUGCGGGGGGGGGGGGGGGGGCCGGGGGGUCCGGUCCCAGCCCGGCCCCCUCCCGCAGGUGGCUGGAUGGCAAGCGCAAAAGAAAGAGCAGCCAAUGUUUGGUGAAGAGCAGCAUGUCAGGGUACAUCCCUAGUUACCUGGACAAAGAUGAACAGUGCGUGGUGUGCGGGGAUAAAGCCACCGGCUACCACUACCGCUGCAUCACCUGCGAGGGCUGCAAGGGCUUUUUCCGUCGGACCAUCCAGAAGAACCUGCACCCCACCUACUCCUGCAAGUACGAUGGCUGCUGCGUCAUCGACAAGAUCACCCGCAACCAGUGCCAGCUCUGCCGCUUCAAGAAGUGCAUCUCCGUGGGCAUGGCCAUGGACCUGGUGCUGGAUGACUCGAAGCGGGUAGCGAAGCGGAAGCUGAUCGAGGAGAACCGGGAGCGGCGGCGGAAGGAGGAGAUGAUCAAGUCGCUGCAGCAUCGCCCCAACCCCAGCGCGGAGGAGUGGGAGCUGAUCCACGUGGUGACGGAGGCCCACCGCAGCACCAACGCCCAGGGCAGCCACUGGAAGCAGAAGCGGAAAUUCCUGCCCGAGGACAUCGGCCAGUCACCCAUGGCCUCCAUGCCCGAUGGGGACAAAGUUGACCUGGAGGCGUUCAGCGAGUUUACAAAAAUCAUCACCCCGGCCAUCACCCGCGUGGUCGACUUUGCCAAAAAACUGCCCAUGUUUUCGGAGCUGCCUUGCGAAGACCAGAUCAUCCUGCUGAAGGGCUGCUGCAUGGAGAUCAUGUCGCUGCGGGCGGCCGUGCGCUACGACCCCGAGAGCGAGACGCUGACGCUCAGCGGGGAGAUGGCCGUCAAGCGGGAGCAGCUCAAGAACGGCGGCCUCGGCGUCGUCUCCGAUGCCAUCUUCGACCUGGGCAAGUCCCUCUCUGCCUUCAACCUGGACGACACCGAGGUGGCCCUGCUCCAGGCUGUGCUGCUCAUGUCCUCAGACCGGACGGGGCUGAUCUGCGUGGAGAAGAUCGAGAAGUGCCAGGAGACGUACCUGCUGGCCUUCGAGCACUACAUCAACUACCGCAAACACAACAUUCCCCACUUGCCCAAGCUGCUGAUGAAGGUGACGGAUCUGCGGAUGAUCGGCGCCUGCCACGCCAGCCGCUUCCUGCACAUGAAGGUGGAGUGUCCCACCGAGCUCUUCCCCCCCCUCUUCCUCGAGGUCUUCGAGGACCAGGAGGUGUAGGGCUGCCACCCCCUU